This is a messenger RNA of Porites evermanni, 2248 nucleotides long. Lineage: Eukaryota; Metazoa; Cnidaria; Anthozoa; Scleractinia; Poritidae. The record is from the annotation of a GenBank genome assembly.
AUGGAUAUGGCCUGGCUGCCAUAUUACGGCAUUGGAAAGGCUGUCCAAAGUGGUAUCCAAAACACCUGGUCGCUUUCGAAAAAACCAAGCAAGGAAAAGGAAAAUUGACAAGAGAUUUGCAGCAUGCACAAACGGUUUAUCUAUUUAUCGUGUACGAUUUCGAGGCGUUGCUGGGCGCGAACAAACACCUGCAGGCGACGAAAGACCUGCGGUUCUAAAACGAGCACGUGCUUGUCUCUGUUUCUUUGGCAGACACUCUGAACAGAGAGCCAGAACACAUAUCCAGCAACGACCCGAAAGAGCUUGUCCGGAAAUUUCUGGGCGGGGUUCGUGCGAAGGUGUGUCGCCAUCCGAGAAGACAUGCAGCGGUACAUCCUGGAGGAUCUCGAUUUCCUGCCGGAGAAUCAGCAAAAGCUGAUCAACCAAUGAUCAAGAAUCUGAUCAAGAAGUAUUUUGUGACCCACAUCGCAAAACUCGGUGAUGUGAAAGUGGCCAACAAAACAAGGUCAUGUUCAUGAUCACACCGAUGUUCAAGUUUUUGGACAUUUGUAAUUACAUAAGCCCGGGGACCGCUUAUGAGAAAUGGGUGAAAACGUACGGAGCCAAGCUCUCCAAAUCGUGGCUUCCGUAUGAGUGGUUUGACUGUGCCGACAAGGCUUGCCGUCGUAUCGUUGUUGGUUCUCAAAACUAAAAAACAAGUUUGUAUUGUCACCUGAGGGUAUGAGGAAUGCCAGUGCGUGUUUCUGGAGCAGAGAAUGAGAACAUUUGCCGAUUGGUUGGGGUAUUAAAACAGCCCGGAUGUUGUGCCCUUUGUGAAAGCCCUAGAGUCCAUGCGAGGGUUUUACACCGGGCUGGGAAUCGACCUUUUUAAAGAUGCGGUGUCGCUGCCGCGCGUCUCGAUGGAAUAUCUCCUGCAAGGCACACUGAACCAAAAGAUACGCCCCGGAGUUGUACGCCCUAGGCAAGGAGGCCUACGAAAUGAUGAAACGGGUGGUUGCCUGGGGGCCGAGCCUAGUCUUUUGUCGAAAGCACGAAGCGGGCAAAACGAGAAUCCGUUCGCACAAAUUCUAAGAUGCGAAGAUGUGUAGAAAAGUUCUGGGCUACGACGCCGACGUGCUGUACCCAAGGACAAUAGGGACCUUAAGAUCCGACGACGGCGACGGCAACGGGAACGCCACAAAAGCAAAAGGUUUAAUUAGCAAAACAAUGAUUUUGCACGUGCAUCAGGCUUUUUUGUGCAUUUCUUUGCCGUCACUGCACGACUACGAAAUGAAAAUGCCAAAUUUCACGAUGUUCAGAGGAAGUACACAAGCGACGACGAAAUUUCCUCUCUCUUUCUGAACUUGGAUAUGGUUUUUAGGAAUUCAACUUUAGGAGGGUUCGCCUACAUUUGACAAAGGUAGUGACUUGGAGUAACCGCGAUGAAAAUUGAAAGAUCGUGAAUUCAUUUUUUAGCGACGUUUUCUCUGCCGUAGCCGUCCUCGGAUUUUAAGGUCCCUAAUGUUGGGCGACAUGCCUUGCGGCAAGGAGGUUGUUCUGCAUUGGCCGCAAACGGCAGAAGACGUAGAAAUUUUCAUCGACGCUCUGCAGCAAGCCAAAUGGUUUUGCUUCGCAACGGUGGACGUUGAGGUGCCCAGAGAGUUAUGGGAGAAAUUUGAAGAAAUGCGACCGUUGUUUUACAACGAACCCGUGCUGCAGCACAUGAAAGAGUACUUGGCCCGCAGCAAGAGCAAGCCCAUGCACAACAAAAAAAGCUGGUUGGCGCACUUUCAGCGCAAAAGAUCGUGUUAUACGCCCCGCAGCUAAAAUUGUAUCUUAACCAUGGUUUGAAAAUCACAGCAGUGCACCGACCCAUUGCCUAUGUACCUCAAAAGGCUGUCAAGUGGUUCGUGAAGAAAGUCACGGAAAACAGGCGCAAGGGUGACCAAAAAUUCCAGCUGGCGCUGUUGGCGGAGGUGUUCAAGUUGUUAGGCAACAGCGCAUAUGGCAAGCUGAUCGAGGCCUUGGAAAGGCAGAUGUCAGUGAAGUACACAAAGAGCGUUAGCGUCUUCAGAAAGGAGCCGUGAUCGGUGUGGUUUCAAGAUUUUGAGGAGACUGGUGACGUGUACGAAAUCGAGACGCGUAAACGCGGAAUGGUCAUCGACAGGCCCUUCCAGGUGGGGAAAGCAGUCCACCAGAUGGCCAAGCUGCGGAUUCUACAGUUGUACUACGACUGUCUGGAGGUGUUUCUUGAUAGGAGAGAUUUUGA